Messenger RNA from Plasmodium cynomolgi strain B, 750 nucleotides. RefSeq lists its product as hypothetical. The record is from RefSeq and is a predicted model, not a curated record. The transcript is spliced from 2 exons. The coding region runs from base 1 to 750 and encodes 249 amino acids. NCBI's taxonomy places the organism in Eukaryota, Apicomplexa, Aconoidasida, Haemosporida, Plasmodiidae.
AUGAAUGCCACCAGGAGGUUAUGCACAUGUUCACAUCAAUAUAGGGAAAAAAAAGGGGCAACAGAAUUCCAACAUUUUGCCUGUAUCAACCGUUUGAAGAUCUUUCUUUCAGUCCUUCUUUUUCUUCUCCUUCUGAACGCCCAAACUAACAGAAGCAACCAAACCGAAAAAUCACAACCAAGCCACGCAAGUAGACGAAAUUUGAGCGCGUUCAUCGUAAACUUAAAAAGAUGCUUCACAAAGGAUAGCAGCGCAGAAGAAGAGACCCCGACAAAAGUCAAACAAAAAACAAAAGAUAAGGAACCAAAAAACAUUCCAGCAAAUUCUACCCCGUUGAAGAAAGAUCUGAAAACAGAAAUAUGGGACACCAUUGAUGCAUUAGGACCAUGUAUGACCCAAGAAGAGAUGAUCCAAUUGUACUUCGAUAUACACGAUUAUCUAAGAAGAAAAUUUCAAAUUAUGGUUGAUGAGCUGUGGGUUUUUACUCUGUCAUUUGCAAAAGAAAAAAAUUUAAGAGAGGAAUAUAGAUCCAAAUACUGGUGGCAGUGUAGUGACAUCCUGACGAGCAAUUUGAUGAAAAUGCAUGCAAACGAUUUAGACGACUUUGCCAACUUUCUAAAGAAGGAAUCUAAUUCUAAUGAUGAAUUUAAGAAAUAUAUGGCGGAUAAAAUAAAUAGGUGGCAGAACUUCACAUCGGAAAAGAAAAAAAUGUGGAUGACUAUUUUGCGCAAUCAGUUGAAAAAGUACUAA